AUGGGUUCAUCUAAUAGGCACUGGCCUAGUAUGUUCAAAUCUAAGCCUACUCAUCAUCACCACCACCACCAAUGGCAUGCUCAUGGUUCCACCAAUCUCAUCUCUUGCCACAGAUCUCCUUAUUCCUCUGGAAAUGAAGAAAGAAGCCCAGACCCAAAACCAAGAUGGAACCCAAAACCCGAACAAAUCCGUAUACUUGAAUCCAUAUUCAACUCAGGAACUGUGAAUCCACCAAGAGAAGAAAUCCGAAAGAUCCGAGAACAACUUCAAGAAUAUGGACAAGUUGGUGAUGCAAAUGUAUUUUAUUGGUUCCAAAACAGGAAAUCAAGAACCAAACAAAAAAAUCGUCACACACAAAAAUCACAAAUUAACCACCAAUCUUGCCUUUCAUCUCCAAUUCCUACAACAUCCUCAUCCGAAAAAACCCGAACUAAGUCAGUUAAUUAUAACCAACAACCACAAACCUACGUUGGAAACGAAUUAUUCGGUACUCAUGAGCCUAACUUUUGUUUCACUAAUUCGGUUCAACAAGGUACAAAUAUUAAUAUAAGUGAUAAUCAUCAUGGACUAAUUGGUUUUUCGGAGUUGGGAAAUAAUGUGAUUAAUAAUCAAGAUCAGAUAAUUGGUAAUAUUGGAUCUAAAGGGAUGUUGCUUACUGAUUUUAUGAUGAUGAGUGAUCAACAAACUGGAAUUCUCACAAAUAAUAAUAAUAAUAUAAGUAAAGAAAAGAUGAUGAAAUUUUCUUCUAGUUACAAUUUUACAGCACCAUCACCAGCUACUACUACUAUCUCUACUGUUGCAUCGACUAUUACUAAUAUUCAAGGUGCUACUGAUGUGGAACAUCAAGGGCCAGCAAAAUCGACUGUUUUCAUAAAUGAUGUAGCGUAUGAGGUCGCGACAGGUCCUUUAAACGUCAAGGAGGUAUUCGGUGAUGAUGCAGUGUUGAUCCACUCUUAUGGACAUCCGGUGGUGACCAACGAGUGUGGCGUGACCCUCCAAUCCCUCCAACACGGUGCGUUCUAUUAUCUGGUACGUACGUACGCUUGCUUCUACGAUAAUUCCAGCACCAUCGAUUUCAUACAUAUUUUUCUAACUGUGAUGAUUUAUUCCAUUUUUACCUUUCAUUAA
Erigeron canadensis is the source of this 1128-nucleotide messenger RNA. RefSeq names its product WUSCHEL-related homeobox 8-like. Lineage: Eukaryota; Viridiplantae; Streptophyta; Magnoliopsida; Asterales; Asteraceae. The record is from RefSeq and is a predicted model, not a curated record. Gene Ontology annotation, biological process: regulation of developmental process. Gene Ontology annotation, molecular function: DNA-binding transcription factor activity; DNA binding.